Messenger RNA from Akanthomyces muscarius, 1992 nucleotides. RefSeq lists its product as uncharacterized. The record is from RefSeq and is a predicted model, not a curated record. The transcript is spliced from 3 exons. Bases 1 to 1992 code for a protein of 663 amino acids. Lineage: Eukaryota; Fungi; Ascomycota; Sordariomycetes; Hypocreales; Cordycipitaceae. Gene Ontology annotation, molecular function: metal ion binding.
AUGUCUGGUCGGAGGCUCGGCGGCGGUCGCAUCCUGGGCAGCGGCAAGGGCCUUGCGCCGCCACCCGCUGCCCCUCGCGCCCCCAGCCCGUUGGCACCGUCCGACAGCACCGUGUCGAUUGGCUCGUCAUCGCUGUCGCCGCCCAUCAGCGGCAGCCUGCCGGAUAUCGGGCAGGAUAUCGUAUCUAGCAUCAGCGUCGGCGCACAGCCCAAGGCCGGCCUAUCCAGCGAUGGAGGGCUUCUCUGCCCAAUAUGUAACGAGGAGAUGGUGACCCUGUUACAAUUAAAUCGACACAUCGACGACAAUCACCAAGAACUCCCCGCCGAGGAGCAAGACGAAGUAAAGACAUGGUUCGACAAGCAGGUUCUAAAGGCAAAGCGCUUCCAACCGCUGUCCCUGAUCAAUCAAAAGCUUCGCGGCUUGGAUGUUUUCGAAUCAAACGAGUCGGUUCAACCCCAGCAACAGAUCGUGUCACAUGCUCCCGGCAAAGCGCAAGAAGUCCAUGUUGAUCCCGAGGAGCUCAUCACCAAAAUUCAUUGGCAGCGUCCAACAGGCCACGAUCGGUGCACCGACCCCGCGUGCGGAAAGAAUCUGGGUCCUAUGAAUGGCAGUAUAAACUGCCGAAAGUGCGGCCGAUUAUUCUGUGAGGAACAUACCAUGUACCAAAUGAAACUCAGCCGGAGCGCGAACCACGAACCUAUUCGCGGCGUCUGGGCUCGAGUCUGCGAAACCUGCUACAAGUCCAGAGACGGGUACAACGACCAUGCGGGCGUCUCAAGUGACCACACAAACACCUUUGUAGAGAUUCGAAGGAACCGCGUCGAGCGACAGAAACUCGAAGUUUCGCGGCUGGAGAAACGGCUAACGAAGCUUACGAAAUUAUUGGUCGAUCCGCCCGAGAAACCAAACGGCUCUCUGUUAUCACCAGUCAGCCAAUUGACGGGCCAAAAUAACCAGCGGAAAGCAAUCGAGCAGUCUGUCGUACCGUGGGAGGAUGACGAAUCCGUAGCAAAGUGCCCAUUCUGCCAACAGGAAUUCGGCACUUGGACAUUUAGGAGACACCAUUGUCGCAUUUGCGGCCGAGUAGUAUGUGCAGACUUACAAACAGGCUGCUCAUCCGAAGUCAGUCUCGAUGUUGCACCACCCUCACAUCAAUCUACAGAGAAACCGCCUCCCGCGACUGGCCUUGUCAAGAUCGGCAUUCGCAUGUGCCAGGACUGUAACCACACGAUAUUUUCUGGUAGAGACUUCAACGCUUCUCUUGAAAUGAAGCCCGCAGACCAGCGCUCAUACGAGACACUACGGCAAUUCGAGCGCGGCAUUCGCCAGCUGCUUCCCUCUUUCCAUCGCGUUCUAUUAGCACUGCAGCCGGACAAGCUGGAAAAUGGCGAAGUCGACUUGAACAAACCCCCGCCGACACGAGCACAGAUUCAAGAGGCAGGCAAAAUCCGAAAACGUCUGAUUGAUAGUUUUGGCAAAUACGGUAUUGCCGCCAAACGCAUACGCGACCUGCCCACACAGAGUCCGACGCAGCAACGAUUACAAACGGCCAUCUACAGUUACGCAAGCACCUUUUUGCACACCAACAUGGUGCCACUGAAAAGCCUUCCGCAGCUGCUGCGCAAUCAGUCGCCCCGGUCUGCGCGGUCUACGCCGCACCUGUCCGUCCACUCGGGCUCCUCGGGCCUGCGCCACACAGAGCUUGCCGAGUCGGACACUGCUUCACAAGCUGCCAGCGAAGCAAGCACAGUCGUAAGCCAGCUGGAGACGGAAGAAAAGGGUCUGCGCGAGGGCCUGGCGGUCCUGGAGGAGCAGCGCUUCAUGGUGGAGGAGAUGCUGCGGGCGGCCACGCGCGCGCGGCGCUUUGAAGAGAUUUCGGCCUUGAACCGCAACAUGGACGAGCUGGAGGCGGAGAUUCAGGCGCUCAAGGGCAAGAUCUCGGGGGUGGAAGCCAAGUGGGAGGGCGUGUACCGAGACGGCAUUGCGUCGUGA